AUGCUUACCGGAUCCUUCUCGCACCAUGCUGGCGGCGAAAAUGUCGUAAAACCUAACCAGACGACCAGCACAAAAUGCGAUCUUUCCAAAGCGAGGAACCAUUUCGCAGUGGCAUCUGAAGCGGCCAACGCCUCGGGUGGCGGUGAAGAAUAUCUGUUGACGUUCAAUGUUAAAGUCUGGCGUUCCUGUGAAGCGUCCAAUGGUCCUUUGUCGCAGAAACUUAAUUUCCUGGCAAAAUUUGAAAAAUCGCAGGCUCAGCUGACCAGGAGUUCCGGCGGGAAGGAGGGUCGCGUGAAUAUAUCUGACGGUCCGGAAGGCGUGCAGCGUGCAGCGUUGCAGGGACAGGGCGAACAGCGGGUGACCGAGAUUUUACAUAACAGAGAAGCUCUCACAGCGCUGGCGGAUAUAUAG
Molecule: messenger RNA, 411 nt
Organism: Cyclocybe aegerita
Lineage: Eukaryota; Fungi; Basidiomycota; Agaricomycetes; Agaricales; Hemipholiotaceae
Source: the annotation of a GenBank genome assembly